This is a messenger RNA of Telopea speciosissima, 2328 nucleotides long. Its product is annotated as receptor-like protein 15. NCBI's taxonomy places the organism in Eukaryota, Viridiplantae, Streptophyta, Magnoliopsida, Proteales, Proteaceae. Gene Ontology annotation, molecular function: protein binding. The record is from RefSeq and is a predicted model, not a curated record. The transcript has 4 exons. The coding region runs from base 1 to 2328 and encodes 775 amino acids.
AUGCUACCAACAGUUGGAGACUCUUACCACCGAACCAAGGAUUAUGAUGAUUACUAUAGGGAGUUGUUGAAUUUGCAUAACUUGAUAUCAGUGAAUAUAAGUUACAAUGCACUUAAUGCCUCCUCUCGGACAAUUGAAGCUUUGUGUCAAGUAAAAAGCCUUCAAGAGUUGGAUCUUAGUUGGAACAAUUUUGAAGGGAUGCUUCCUCCAUGUCUCCACAAUCUAGCGUCCCUUAGGAUCUUAGAUCUAUCCCAUAACCAACUCGAAGGAAACAUUCCAUCCUCUCUUUUGACCAGUUUGACAUCACUUGUACACAUUUACUUAAGCUAUAAUGAUUUUGAGGGAACAUUUACAUUCAACACCUUUGCUAACAAUUCACAACUUGAGGUGAUUGACCUUAGUAGUGGUGGAAACAGAUUAGUGGUAGAAACUGAAUAUCCCCCUUGGGUUCCACCUUUCCAAUUGAGAGCACUUUUGUUAUCAAACUGCAAUCUCAACCAGAAAUCAAAUGCUUUCCCCAGAUUUCUUUCUAACCAAUACAAACUAAGAAAAGUUGAUCUCAGACAUAACAAUUUGAGGGGAAAGUUUCCUAGUUGGUUACUUGAGAACAACAAAAUGUUAAGAGUUGUAAUACUGAAAAAGAACUCACUAACAGGCCAUUUUCCCUUACCAUCCUACAUCCAUAGGGAUUUAGUUGGUAUAGACAUUUCAAACAAUUUCAUCGAUGGUCUACUUCAAGAAAACAUUGGCCAUAGACUUCCGUACUUACAGUACUUGAAUCUAUCAAAAAAUUGUUUUGAGGGUGAUAUUCCUUCAUCGAUUGGUCACAUGAAACGGUUGUUUAUUUUGGAUCUGUCUAAUAAUAAUUUUACAGGAGAAUUUCCAGAACACAUGGCCAGAAGCUGCAUCCACAUGUCCUAUUUAAAACUUUCCUAUAAUAGAUUGCAUGGACAAUUAUUCCCUCCAUUUUUCAACUUGACUAGUCUAACUUCAUUACAUUUGGAUAACAACUUAUUCUCAGGAGAUAUCUUAGAUGGGUUGUCCAAAUGCUCGUAUCUGCGAGUGUUGGAUAUUGGCAACAAUGAGAUCAUAGGAAGAAUCCCUAGUUGGAUAGGCAACCUUACAAGCUUGGAGAUGCUUAACAUGCAAAGUAAUCUUUUAAAAGGAAACAUCCCAAUUGAAUUCCAGAAACUUGAGGUCUUGAACUUUCUAGACCUUUCUUAUAACCAGCUUUCAGGCUCCAUACCACCAUUGAACUCAACAAGCUUACAUCAUCUACAUUUGCAAGGAAAUGGAUUCACAGGAUCACCACCAAUCUCAGUUGUCAACUGCUCAAGCCUAUUAACAUCGGACAUAAGAGAUAACAACUUAUAUGGUUCUAUUCCUGAUUUCAUAGGUGGCCUUACUGAUUUGAGAAUUCUUUUAUUAAGGCAGAAUCAUUUGCAUGGUCUAAUACCAGAUCACAUGUGCCAAUUGGCAAGGAUAACUAUAAUGGAUCUUUCCCAUAACACCCUUUUUGGUUCAAUACCCCGAUGUUUCAAUAACAUCACAUUUGGGAGGAUACAAGGCACAUCAUCUGUAUUUGACCAAGAGAGUCUUGGGUGGUAUGAAUCUGAUGACAAUGUUUACCCAUACGAUGUUGUUGAAGAACUUGGUGAAGCAGAGGAAAUAGAAUUCAUAACAAAAAGUAGGUCUUAUACUUACAAGGGUGACAUCCUAAAUUUUAUGUCUGGGUUAGAUUUAUCUUUCAACAACCUAUCAGGUGAGAUCCCACAAGAAUUAGGAGACCUGAAUGAAAUUCAUGCAUUAAACUUGUCAUACAAUCAGUUGACUGGAUCUAUCCCCAAAUCCUUUUCAAACCUAACUCAAAUAGAGAGCUUAGACCUUUCCUAUAACCAGCUGAUCGAGGAAAUCCCUUCAGAAUUGACCAUACUAUACAAUUUGGCAGUCUUCACUGUGGCACACAACAAUUUAUCUGGUAAGACUCCAGAGAGGAAAGCACAAUUUGCAACAUUUGAUAUCAACAGUUAUGAGGGCAACCCUUUCCUUUGUGGAUUGCCUUUGCUAAAAGAUUGUUCCCCAAGUGUAGAACCAACCAACACAUCAGUAAAUGGUGUCAAGAACAUUGAGGAUGAUAUCAACAUCAGCAUUUUCUAUGCAAGUUUUACUGCUUCGUAUGUCAUGUGCUUGUUGGGAUUUGCACUUGUUUUCUACAUCAACCCUUACUGGCGAAGGACAUGGUUUUACUUCAUUGACAAAUGUAUCCAUUCAUGUCAUGGUUUUGUCUCUGAUGCUUGGUAUAAUUUAUCUGACCAUGUAUUUAAUUAG